AUGGGACGCAGACAGACAACCGACUGUCAUGAUCAUACCACCCUUCCACUACUACGCUGGCAUAGCACUCAUAUAGCUGGUUAUCUUAUGGAUGGAAACAUCACUCUACGUUACGUCGGCGGGUUCGGUUUUGAAGGGCCCUAUACAUUUCUCCAAGAGGCGCUUGCUAACACAACUGACCCCCUGGCAAGCCCGUACCUCCAACUGGCCCACGAUGAAAGCUACAUCUCCAUUACCCGUGAUGCCUGCCUGGCCAUCACAAACAUGACAGCCGAUAUCUACACGGCGUACGAUAGCCAGGGGAUAUGGAAUAGACUUGUCACCUGGAAAUUCCCCCUUGUCUCCCUCCUCUUUCACUUCUCCCGUCCUCCCUUCCCCCUCCGAGUAUGGACGAACACCAGUCUUUUCAUGCUGAUCCACCUCCUGGGCAGCCCUGUAACAAAUAUCGCGUCCCUCUUGCACACGCUCUCUUCCUGCCGGCACAGCGCAAAGAAGAUGCAAAAGAAGCUACGAGAUAUCCAAAGAGACAUCAAGGACGAGUUGGCGUCCUGGAGGCUGGAAAACCCCCUGGCGAGGGAGUUGGUACGCAGCCACUGGGGAAAAUCCACCAGCGAGCGUAAAUUCGCCAGCCUGUGGAAGCAGCUGUCUUUGAUCAAAGUCUCGUACGAUGAAUGGGGCGUCGAAUCCUCCGAGUUCCUCAUGCGUACGCUUGACAGCCUCUUCCUCGACCCUCUGCCCCUUCGUUACGGGUCAAGAUCACUCGUUCAAAGAAGGGAGGUACUCGCCCAGAUUAAAAAGGCGGCUGACAUGCUCGCUGCUGAUCGGGCGACGUAUGUGCUUCCUAUUUUCAUCGCGCAGUUUGUGUUUAUCGCCUCCAUCAGCGCGGCGUUUUGGAGGGUGAUUGGGGUUUUCCCUCAGGAUGGGCAGUGGACGAAUGUGGAGGCUUAUUCGAUCGCCAUGUCGGCGCCGUUUUUGUACAUGGUGCCGGCUGUGUUUUUGAGCGCGAUUAUCGGGGUGAGUCAGACGGAGAGGAGUGUGGUGAGGGUGUUGAAUGAUUUGGGGGAGAAGCUGAUGAAGGAGGAGUGGGUGGUUGAGAGGGGGGUUUCUUCGGGGACCGAGGGUGAGAAGGAGAGGGCGGUGGUGGUUUCGGUUGGUGUUGCGGCUGGACGUGGGGCGUCUCCAGUAACGAGUGAUACUGAGAGGGAUGAGAAUCCUGGGAGUGAACAGUUGCUGCUGUUGACGCCUCCGGGCCAAGCGACAACUGCUGAACCGACAACAAAUGUCAGCGCAGAGGCUGUAAAGAGGGAAUCGGUCAGGAUACCGGUCGUGGUGGAGAAACAGCCCAUCUUUCAGAGGGUGUGUCACGGGGGAAUCUAUGGCUGGCGGCCCGAGAUCCUCACAGCACGACAGAUACGACAGACAUGGCGCCACGUUGUUUUGGCCUUGAAUCUCGUCAUCAUGUCUGUGGUUGUGGCAUCAUGGAUAUCUUACCGGGUGCCUCCGGAAGGAUUCAACUGUCGUAACGCAGGGCAGGCGGCGCUGUUGAUAAUGUGGUUGCUCAGCUUUGUGCUGGACUGUGUCUUUGCAUACUACAUGGACCGCUGGGGCCAUCUCGAGAGUGGGAAGGGAUAUUGGUAUGAGGCUGUGUUUAUCAAGGACUUCAUCGUGGGAUGGGCGGCCGUUGUCAUGAUUUUGGUUGUCCAAGUAGGCAUCUUCAACCGGUGCGACUGCUUCUCGCUUUGGGGAAAGGUCCCGGUUGCUCUGCCGCAGAUUCCAGAGGUUGCUGCUGUGUUGAUGCAUCGUAUCUCAUUUGAGUGGCCUGCGGUGACAUUUGGAUGGAUUGCUAUAGAGCUCGGCAUUUGCGCUGUGAUUUGGUGGACGUAUAGAGAUGCCUUUAGCGUGUAUAACCAAGAGGACGGGGGUGAGGAGAAAUGAAGCCCGCCACCCGUCGGUCAUUUCGUGGACGAUGUAGCUAUGCGUACAAUGCAGGAGAUCAAUACGCAACUAUUCUAUUUUGCUGUCAUUAUGGCCGUGCCAGGUGUGUUAACUGUCAUUGAAGCCCU
Podospora pseudocomata is the source of this 2063-nucleotide messenger RNA. RefSeq lists its product as uncharacterized. The record is from RefSeq and is a predicted model, not a curated record. The transcript has 2 exons. Bases 1 to 1935 code for a protein of 644 amino acids. Lineage: Eukaryota; Fungi; Ascomycota; Sordariomycetes; Sordariales; Podosporaceae.